Messenger RNA from Sardina pilchardus (European sardine), 3611 nucleotides. It is a transcript of the gene spg7, whose product is annotated as SPG7 matrix AAA peptidase subunit, paraplegin. Gene Ontology annotation, molecular function: zinc ion binding; ATP hydrolysis activity; ATP-dependent peptidase activity. Gene Ontology annotation, cellular component: m-AAA complex; membrane. Gene Ontology annotation, biological process: mitochondrial protein processing. The record is from RefSeq and is a predicted model, not a curated record. NCBI's taxonomy places the organism in Eukaryota, Metazoa, Chordata, Actinopteri, Clupeiformes, Clupeidae. The transcript is spliced from 17 exons. The coding region runs from base 506 to 2944 and encodes 812 amino acids.
AGGUGCUGUAUUUUUACCUAGAGCAACUUUGUUGAUACUAUUUUAAACUACUUUGCAAGGAAUCAAUUUACAAUAGUGUGUUUGCUGGCACACUGAGAAUCCAACAUUUGAGCAGGGAUUAUCAAGAUAUUUCAAGUGGACAGAGAUCUUCAACUGCCAUAGGUUACUAAAGUGCUUAGCUAGCCAGGGAGCUGCCUGUCGAGUUACUUCUCACGUGUAACUGCGACAAGAGGUGUAUCAUUUGCUGUUACAAAAUCUUUGGUUGUUGAAUAAGGACCCGUUUACAGUGACAGUACAGGCGGCUAACAAGCACUGAAGCUAGGCCUAUGUUGUCUUGACUCUUGAUAGCAAGGACAAUGAUAUUAGUAUACCCAGAUGGUCAACAAAUAAAAUGAUAAAAAAUAUAUUUUAAUCGGCUUGUCCUAGGGUUAGCCGUCAUCGGCUAGGUAAUGUACGCGACAACUGUUUCAACGAUCUAGUUAAAUAGUGUUAGCUUGAAGUUGCAAUGGCUGCGUUACUUUUGCAACGUUAUGGCAAGUCAUGUAACGUUAAGCAUAUUAAAGGAAGUCAAAUUUGGACAUUGAUAUCUCGUCACAGAAACAGUGCCUCAGGAAAUCUAGACCGUGUCACCAGUAGAAUCUUUCAACGAAAGCUGGAAUCGGGGUCUUGUUGCAAAGAGCCUUUGAAACCUAAAUUACUUGAGACAUUACCUCUACAAACGAAUCGUGAGUUCAAAUCAAUUUAUACCGAGCUCAACACACCGUUGUAUCCAAGAAUACUAGGGAUCACCAGGGCAUUGCAUGGAAAUCAACAGAUACUGAACCAAGGUGGAUUAUGGAAGAUAUUAGGUGGCCUUCAUUACUUUAGCACCUCUCAGUCACGUAAAGAGAAGAAAGAUGGAGGCAAGGGCAAGACUCCUGAGGAAGAUGAAGAGGAUAAGAAACGUCGAGAACAAGAGGACCAAAUGUAUCGCGAGCGCCUGCGUACCCUCUUUAUCAUUGCACUCAUCAUGAGUGUCCUCAAUUCCAUCAACACCAGUGGGGGAAACAUCUCCUGGAAUGACUUUGUGCAUGAGAUGCUGGCAAAAGGAGAGGUGUUGCGUGUGCAGGUGGCUCCUGAGAGUGACGUUGUGGAGAUCUUCCUCCACCCUGGAGCAGUCAUCUUUGGAAGACCUAGGCUGGCCCUGAUGUAUCGCAUGCAGGUGGCCAACAUUGACAAGUUUGAAGAGAAGCUACGCGCAGCUGAGGAGGAGCUCAACAUCGAUAUCAAAGACAGAGUCCCCGUUACAUACAGACGCACUGGUUUCUUUGGAAAUGCGCUGUAUGCCCUUGGCAUGGCUGCGAUUGGGGUAGCCAUCCUCUGGUACAUCUUCCGACUUGCAGGCAUGGGAGGCAGAGAAGGAGGCUUCAGUGCUUUUAAUCAGCUAAAAAUGGCCAAGUUCACUAUUGUUGAUGGUAAAUCGGGAAAGGGUAUCAGCUUCAAGGAUGUUGCAGGGAUGCAUGAAGCGAAGAUGGAAGUGAAAGAGUUUGUUGACUAUUUAAAGUGCCCAGAUAGGUACCUCCAGCUGGGGGCCAAGGUCCCCAAGGGUUCCUUGCUGCUGGGGCCUCCAGGGUGUGGGAAGACCCUCCUGGCAAAGGCAGUGGCAACUGAAGCACAAGUGCCUUUCCUUGCCAUGGCCGGGUCUGAGUUUGUUGAAGUCAUUGGAGGUCUCGGUGCUGCCAGAGUCCGAAGUUUGUUUAAAGAGGCACGUUCCCGGGCCCCCUGUAUCGUCUACAUAGAUGAGAUUGAUGCUGUGGGAAAGAAGCGCUCCACCAAUGUGUCUGGCUUCUCCAACUCCGAGGAAGAGCAAACGCUCAAUCAGUUACUGGUCGAGAUGGACGGAAUGGGAACCACAGACCAUGUGAUUGUUUUGGCCUCCACAAACCGGGCAGACAUUUUGGACAAUGCACUUAUGAGACCCGGGAGGUUAGACAGACAUAUUUUCAUUGACCUCCCCACCUUACAGGAGAGGAAGGAGAUCUUUGAGCAGCACUUGAAGAUUCUCAAGCUCACACAGCCGGCCAACUUCUACUCCCUCCGCCUGGCUGAGCUCACCCCAGGGUUCAGUGGUGCCGACAUUGCCAACAUCUGUAAUGAGGCUGCCUUACACGCUGCCAGAGAAGGAUUCAAGUCCAUCGACACGUUCAACUUUGAGUAUGCAGUGGAGAGGGUCAUUGCAGGAAGUGUAAAGAAAAGCAAGAUCCUAUCCAAAGAGGAGCAGAGAGUGGUUGCUUUCCAUGAGUCUGGUCAUGCUUUGGUUGGGUGGCUGCUUGAACAUACCGAGGCAGUCAUGAAGGUGUCCAUUGCCCCCAGGACCAAUGCUGCCCUGGGGUUUGCCCAGAUCCUGCCCAGGGACCAGUACCUCUUCACCAAAGAGCAGCUGUUUGAGCGGAUGUGCAUGGCGCUGGGCGGACGAGCAUCCGAGGCCAUCACAUUCAACAAAGUCACCACAGGUGCUCAGGAUGACCUGAGGAAGGUGACACGGGUGGCCUACUCCAUGGUGAAGCAGUACGGCAUGUCACCCAGUGUGGGUCAGGUGUCUUUCCCAGACACGGAGGAGCAGGGAGCCAUCGGACGCCGGCCCUUCAGCCAGGGCCUCGCGGAGCAGAUUGACCACGAGGCCAAAAUGCUGGUGGCUCGUGCAUACAGACAGACAGAAAAGCUGCUUCUGGACAACAGGGAUAAACUCAUAGUGCUGGCCAACACAUUGCUGGAACGUGAAGUAGUGAACUAUGAGGACAUUGAGGCUCUGCUCGGCACCCCACCGCAUGGGCCCAAGAAGAUGAUAGCCCCACAGACCUGGCUCGAGGCUGAGAAGGACAAGCAGGACACUGGGGAGGACGAGCCUCGCGAGCCCCCAACGCCUCCCAGGAAGGAUGGUGACGACGACUACAACCUCGCGUGAACUCUGUCUGGGGGACUUGCCCAAGGCACAGGACUGGCUUCGUGGUGCUAGAGAUGUUCCCUAGAUGGCCGCUUUUUUAUGUUGCCAGCCGACAUACUCUUAUUGCAGUGAACUGAUCUUUGCAGAUAGUUUUUUUUUGCGACUGAAAAAGAACAAAGGUAAGGUUCCUACCAUACUGUCCGUUGAACUGAACGAAUGGAAUGGAAAAUAAUUAUAACUUUUUCUGUUUUAAUUGAAUGUAAUGGGCGAUUUGUACAGGAAACAUUGUUUGUACAGAGAAGGGAAGAGAGAACAGAAUGCAAUAAUUAGCCAAAUAUGGUCCUGAAAGGAUUAAGCUCCUUUGUAGAGAUUACACAACCGUUCCAUGGUUUCGAUAUUCAGGUUUAUGUUUUUCCUAACUUAGUGUUACCUGCAAAGAACGAGAUUGCAGAACGAGAUUGCUGCAUUCAGAUAUUCCAAAUACCAUACAAAAAGGAAUAUUAUCACUGUGGAUGCCAAGUGUUUUCAGUGUGAGGAAAAACGUAUUCAAGAGCUUCAGAUUUGGCUGCUUGAAUGUUUUUUUUUUAAGAGGAGAACAUUGGUAGGCUAUAAUGCAGACAUACUGUAUUGCGCCCAAAUCAAACAAAGCUGUAUAAUGUGUGUGUUCAAAUAAAUCCUAAGAAGUGUA